AUGCUCCUGCUUGUUCUGUUGGUCCUGCUCCUGCUCCUGCUCCUGCUCCUGCUCCUGCUCCUGCUCCUGCUCCUGCUCCUGCUCCUGCUCCUGCUCCUGCUCCUGCUCCUGCUCCUGCUCCCUAACCUUUCAACUCACCUCCACCGCAUCCAGAUCAAGGAGAUGAUGUCUCAGUUUCCGACUUCACCAGUGCCGCACUUCAAGCUUGGGAAUGUAGCACGGGCGACAGAGCGAUGGGAGGAGGCGGUGGGGCACUACAGGAAGGCCAUCGCUUUAGCUCCUCAGUUCGUGAACGCUCGCGUCAACCUGGCCAUGGCGUUCAGGGGGAUGAACCGCCUCGACGACGCCAUCCAGAGCUACCGGGAGGCGCUGGAGUACGAGCAGGAGCGAGCCGACGUGUUUGUCAACUUCGGGGUGACUCUCGACGCGGCGGGGAAGAUGGAGGAGGCGAAGGAGGCGUACGAGAAGGCGAUAGCUCUCGAUCCCCUCCUCUACCAGGCCUACUUCAACUUCGGCGUGCUCAUGGCCGAGAGCUUCAAGGACCGGGAGGCAGGGAUUAAGCUGUACCAUCAGUCUCUGAAGAUCGAGCCCAACUUUCCUGAUGCCUACCACACGGUAGGAAGUAAGCGAGGGAGGACAGGAGAGGCUGUGGAGAAGGAGGGAGCGAGUGGGAGGAAAGGAAGGGGGCUGUGGGGCAAGGGGGAGGGGGAGACUGCGGGAAGGAGUACGGCAAAGGAGGGAGAGACUGACUUUGACCUCCAGCUCGGAAACAUCUACACGACCCUGGGGAAGUACGAGGAGGCGAAGAGGUUCCUCGAGAUGGCUGUCGCUCUGCGCCCGGACGACAGUCGCUUCCACAACUCACUUGGCAUGCUGGCGGAUGCCCUUGGGGAUAAUCAGGCAGCCCUGCGUUACUAUCAGCGGUCUGUCAACCAGUCCCCGAGAUCUCCUGCCGCCAUCAUCAACGCUGCCAAGGUUCUCAACUCACAGGCGAGGUACAAGGAAGCAGAGGCCAUGUGCAUGGAGGCCAUUCGCAUCGACCCCAAGUACGGGGAAGCCUACUGCCAGCUCGGAGACGUCUACAAGGACUCGGAACAGAUCGGGCUAUCAGUGCAGGCGUACUCGGAGGGGAUUAAGCUUGCUCCGGGCUACGAAGCGGGCUUCUGCAACUUCUUCUACGCCACCAUCUUCGCCUGCCACUGGGAGGGGCGGGGGAGGCACGUGAAGCGACUGCGGGAGAUCAUGAAGGGAUACUUGCAAGGAAAGGACCCGCUGAUCCACGAGUGCGUCCAGCCAUUCCAGAGCUUGGCCUAUCCCCUCGAGCCCGAGGAGCUUCUCGCCAUCGCCUCCUUCCAUGCCAACAAGGCUGCCGUCCAUGUCAGUGGAGUGGUGGGGAAGAACUUCAAACCCUUUCCCCUCGUCCGCUAUCCCCUCAUCGUCCAUGCUGCUCACAAUCCACACGGCGAAGGCAGCAGGAAGCUGAGGAUCGGGUUUGUGUCGGCUGACUACAAGGACCAUCCCGUUGUCAAGGAUCUGGUCCGCAAGAUGUCCUCUCGAGCAGCAGCUUCCUUCGUCUACGCUUCUGCUGGACAAGGACGAACGACGCUAGUGCGCUCCAUGAAGGACUACGUGGACGUUGCUGUCAAACUAGGGAGGAAGAAGAAUAGAAAGAAACUCAGGAAGAUGAAGAAAGAGCUGGAAGAGGGAAGGUUCAAGAGUCCUAUGUUCGACACCAGGAGAUGGGUCAAGACCUUUCAGAAGCUGAUCCGGAUGCUAUGGGACGCGCACGCAGGAAGGGUGGAAAGUUUGCAGGACGACAUCUUCUCAGAUCUGAACCGGACCAUGUUGAAGGAGAGCCUCAAAAUAGCUCCCAUCUCCUUGACCUGGGAGACUCUUGACGCUGGGAUGCAGUACGUCGCCUCUUCACCAUCAGAGAUCGAGGAAACGAUCACCUGCGAUAUAGUGAGCGUCUCGCACUACAAACCAAUUGUAUCAUCCUACCUGACCGUUCGCCAGUGUGUUCAGAACAUCCGAAGCAUUCUUCACUGGAACUCCAGCAAUGAUCGCCCACUGACCGGCGGUCUUGGGCGUCACAUCUACAAGCAUUGCAGCAAGAAGGCCUGUCCUGCUAGCCAUGGCCAGUGCGGUGGAAACCGCGGCGGCAUCCAGCAAUUCGGAGCAGCGGCCAAGAAACUCAGAAUCGGAAGUAGCAGCAGCUGGCAUUCUGACAGGAGAUGUUUCUUGAUGACAAGUGUGUGA
This is a messenger RNA of Guillardia theta CCMP2712, 2259 nucleotides long. RefSeq lists its product as hypothetical. Gene Ontology annotation, molecular function: protein N-acetylglucosaminyltransferase activity; protein binding. Gene Ontology annotation, biological process: protein O-linked glycosylation. Bases 1 to 2259 code for a protein of 752 amino acids. The transcript has 12 exons. NCBI's taxonomy places the organism in Eukaryota, Cryptophyceae, Pyrenomonadales, Geminigeraceae. The record is from RefSeq and is a predicted model, not a curated record.